Molecule: messenger RNA, 297 nt
Organism: Cooperia oncophora
Lineage: Eukaryota; Metazoa; Nematoda; Chromadorea; Rhabditida; Trichostrongylidae
Source: the annotation of a GenBank genome assembly
AUGCUUGAUCACCAUGGUCCCGAGAGGUUUACAAAUGAUGACUGUUCCAUCAUGUGUCGACGUCCAAAAACAAGUAAAAUCUCUCUGGGUCUCAAUCGAGAAGGGCAAUUACGCGUCAUGAAAAUGUCGCGAUCACAAGGCACUGACUACCAAAUGCAUAUCUAUGCAGCCACACUGCCGCGACUACCGCGGUUGAAGAAAAGAGUGAUCUACCUAACCAAAGGCGGUAUGCAAAUUGGUCAUUCGAUGAUUGUGUAUUGGUACACAGAGGAAGGAGCUUUACCCACACAGGUUCCG